Molecule: messenger RNA, 1927 nt
Organism: Etheostoma spectabile (orangethroat darter)
Lineage: Eukaryota; Metazoa; Chordata; Actinopteri; Perciformes; Percidae
Product: E3 ubiquitin-protein ligase TRIM39
Exons: 2
Coding region: 10-1728 (572 amino acids)
Molecular function (GO): protein binding; zinc ion binding
Source: RefSeq, a predicted model, not a curated record
GAAGCCACGAUGACGGCAUUGGAUCUUUUCAAUGCUUUGGAGGAUUUAGGAGGAGUUGACUUUAUGAAACUCAAAUGGUACCUGCAGCAAGAAGUCCUGGAAGGCUUCCAACCCAUCAAAGUGUCCAAGCUGGAGAACGCAGAAAGGCAGGACAUAGUGGAUGUGAUGGUGAACACCUAUCGGCUAGAUGGAGCUCUGAAGGUGGCCAAGAAGGUUUUAGAGGAGAUCAACAGGAAUGAUCUGGUCCAGAGUCUGCCAGACCCCAGCUCAGGACCACAAGUUCUGGCUGCUGCCAGCAAUGUGCCUGAAGAAGAACCUUCAGCUCAACAGAAAGCCAGCAGCAGCAGCUCAGAGCAACAAGUGUCCAAACCAGGAGAAGUUCCCUGUGACGUCUGCACUGGAACCAAACUGAAGGCCCUGAAGUCCUGCCUGGUGUGUCUGGUCUCCUACUGUGAGACUCACCUGGAGCCUCAUCUGACCACGUCAGGUCUGAAAAGACAUCAGCUGAUCGACCCUGUGGAGAACCUGGAAGACAGGAUGUGUACGAAGCACGAUAAACUUCUGGAGCUGUUCUGUAAGACCGACCAGACAUGUGUCUGCAUGCUCUGCUCUGGUUUAGACCACAAGAUGCAUAAUGUUGUUCCUCUAAAAGAAGGAUUUAAAGGAAAGAAAGUAGAACUGUGGAAGACCGGGGCUGUAAUUCAGCAGAUGAUCCAGAAGAGACGACUGAAGAUUCAGGAGAUCAAACACUCAGUGGACCUCAGUGAGGAAGAUGCAGACAGAGAGAUAGCAGAAGGUGUUCAGGUCUUCACUUCUCUGAUGGGGUCUGUUGAGAGAGGCCUGAAUGAGCUCAUCAACACCAUCAAAGAGAAGCAGAAAACAACAGAAAAACAGGCCGAAGCUUUCAUCACAGAGCUGGAACAGGAAAUCUCUGAGCUGAUGAAGAGAAGCACCGAGGUGGAGCAGAUGUUAUGCUCUGAAGACCACCUCCAUCUUCUCCAGAGUGUCCAGUCCCUAAACAUCCAACAACCUCCACCCACCAAGGACUGGACAGAGGUCAGCGUCCGUCCAUCAUCAUAUGAGGGGACUGUGGUGAAAGCUGUAGUUCAGCUGGAGGAGACUCUCAGUAAAGAGAUGAAGAAGCUGCUUGAAGCCGAGCUGAAGAGGGUCCAGCAGUAUGCAGUGGAUGUGACUCUUGAUCCUGAUACAGCACAUCCUAAACUCAUCCUGUCUGAUGAUGAGAAACAAGUGAAUCAUAGUGAUGUGAGGAAGAAUCUCCCAGACAACCCAGAGAGAUUUACUAAGUGGGCUAGUGUUUUAGGAAAACAGAGUUUCUCUUCAGGCAGAUUUUACUUUGAGGUUCAAGUUAAAAGAAAGACUGACUGGUCUUUAGGAGUGGCCAGAGAGUCGAUCAACAGGAAGGGAGACAUCACACUGAGACCUCAGGAUGGUUACUGGACGAUAUGGUUGAGAAAUGGAAAUGAAUCCAAAGCUCUUGCUUCCCCUCCAGUCCGUCUCUCUCUGAAGUCUCCUCCUCAGAAGGUGGGGGUGUUUGUGGACUAUGAGGAGGGUCUGGUCUCCUUUUAUGACGUAGAUGCUGCAGCUCUUAUCUACUCCUUUACUGGCUGCUCCUUCACUGAGAAACUCUUCCCAUUCUUCUGUCCUUGUAAUAAUGCUGGUGGUAAAAACUCUGCCCCUCUGAUCAUCUCUCCUGUCAGAGUAAACUAAUCACUGAUCUCAUUUCAGGUAUUGAUUCAUUUUCAAUCAAGUACAAAUGUACAUAUUCAUAUAUUUUACAUCUGAUUUUCUACAGAAUCUGUUUCCUGUGGUGACUGAUUUACACUUUAUUCCAUUUAUUUUCAUAUGUUAAAUGAGCAGCAAUUCUUUCCAAAUUGAAUCAAAGUUCAUCUUGACAUAUUUGGUGUCU